GCCCAUGGUGUCGGCCCGCCGCCUCCGAGCCCUGCUGCUCGGGAUCCUGUCCGGGCCCCAGCGCGGGGCCUCUGCUCGGACCAUGGCGCCGCCGCGCUUCUUCGCACUCGAGCUCCCCGGCUGCACCCUGGCGCACUUCGCCGUGGGCACCGACGCCGCCGGCGCGCCCCUCGACCCCCGCGCGGCCGCGCUCCUGGGCCCGCCGGGCCGCAGCUAUUCUCUGUGCGUGCCGGUGGCACCGGGCGGGGAUUACGCGGCCCGCGUGCGCGCGGCCCGGCUGCACCAGCGCCUCCUGCAGCAGCUCCACCGCGGGCCCCUCAAGCGCUGCCAGCUGCGCCGGCUGCUGUGCUACUCCCCGGACGGCAGGGCGGGGGCCCUGCAGCAGGGCGUCCUGCUCCACGACCCCAACGACAGCCCGGACACCCGGCGGGCGCUGCUGGCACUGCUGGACUCCUACCUGGAGACCCCGCGCCCGCGUCUGGGGGAGUUCUUGGCCGACCCGCUCCCCCAGCUGUGGCAGCGCCUGUGGGAGCUGCGGGACGGCCAGGGGUGGCGGCAGGUGGAGCGCGAGCCCGUGGGGCGCGCCCCGGAGCCAGCCCUGCACCCCGUGGUACCUGACCUGCCCAGCUCUGGGGUUUUCCCCCACCGGGAAGCAGCCCGCGGCGUUCUGGAGGCGUGCACAGCCUUCAUUCCGGAAGCCCGGGCCGUGCUGGAGCUGGUCGACCGGUGCCCGGCUCAGGUCCAGAAAGGCAAGUUCCCGGUCAUUGUCAUUGAAGGACUGGAUGCCACAGGUAAAACCACCGUCACCCAGGCCGCUUCUGAGUCACUCCAGGCCGCGCUCUUGCGGUCCCCACCCGCCUGCGUCAGCGAGUGGCGGAAAGUCUUUGAUGACGAGCCAACCAUCGUUAGAAGGGCUUUUUACUCACUGGGCAAUUAUAUCGUGGCUUCUGAAAUAGCCGAGAAAUCUACCACGUCCCCUGUGAUUGUAGACAGGUACUGGCACAGCACGGCCACCUACGCCAUCGCCACCGAGGUGAGCGGGGCUGUCCAGCACCUGCCCCCGGCCCACCACCCCAUAUACCAGUGGCCGCGGGACCUGCUGAAGCCCAACCUGGUCCUGCUGCUCACCGUGAGCCCUGAGGAGAGGAGGAAGAGGAUCCAGGGCCGGGGCCUGGAGAGGACCAGAGAGGAGACGGAGCUGGAGGACAACAACGUAUUUCGUCAGAAGGUGGAGGUGUGCUACCAGCGGAUGGAGAACCCCGGCUGCCAGGUGGUGGACGCCGACCCGUCCCAAGAGGAGGUCCUGAAGACGGUGCUGAGCUUGAUCCAAAAGAACUGUUACUAGUUGCGGUAACUCGGGGCCCGGCGACACCUAGGACGAGAUGUGAUAUUGCUCGUCACAUCUCAGCCCACGCCUGGCUUUACACGCUUUUCCCGAUUUCUGCCGCAUAAGCUCGCCAUGUGGCCGGAGAUUGGGGACCGGACAUUUGGAUUUCAUAUCAAUCAUUGUACUUGCUUCUUACCAAUGGGCCCAUGCGGGUGGAGGCUGGUCACGUCCCAGUAAGAGGCCGGGGUGGCUUUCCACCUAGCGUGACCCACGUUUUCUUGGGGUGUAUUUUUAGCUAUGUCCCUACCGAAGGCCUCCCAGGUUUGCGGCAUCCAGAGAGCAUGCGGCAUGUAGCAGCCCCCCCGGAAGGGUUCCCACUCAGCAGGAGCCCCGCCCCCGCCACGCUCCCCCUCCUGGCUCCCAAGGACACCUUGAUUGGCACGGCAGGGCUGACGCCUUCCCGGCCCGCCCACGUCCAUCCUUCUGACGUAGCCCCGAAUCCCAGAGCCCAGCGCCCCCGCAGAACCGGCUGUGCGCCCCAGCUCCCGCGGAGCCGGCCGGUGGGUCAGGGGCACCUACCCAGAAGGCCUCUGGCUGCCUCUCAGAACCCUGGCAAGGUCCUCCCUUUAGCCCUGCAGAGGCAGCUGGGGAGGCGGCCAGCCUUAGAGAAGGCUGCCUUCUCUAAGGGCAGCUACGCCGAGCUUCCUUAAAUUAUAUGCUGCUCAUUUUGAUCCCUGUCCUUUGCAAACAGGGCUUUGGGUACAAUGAGUGUUUUGCCCUGAACUGGAUGCGUUCAGCAUCGCCAGCGCAGCCGUGUGUUUAGAUUGAUGUUCCCCUGAAGCGCAGGGACGGUGCUUCACUAAUUACAGUGGAAGCCGAGGAGCUGAGGCAAUGCUCGUUCUGUAUUUUCAUGCCACAGAGUUCAUUUGUCUGACCAGGUGGAUCCUAGAAGGAGGAGUCUUAGUAAAUUACCUUGCGCUUGAAUGUCUGGUGACGGCGCGUGAAAUCAGUUUAGAGAUUUGUUUGGCUUGAAGACAAUAGCUCAGAAAAGAGGAAACGUAAUAGCGUGGUGGCCUUGGGUGAGUCGUUCAACACAGCCGUCUGUGUAACCCGAUCUCCGAUGUGAGAAUAAUCAUUUGUCUUGAGAAGUCAGCGGAACCAGCGGUUACCUGCAAUUCCUUCCAGUUCUAAGAUGGAUGAACCUAUAAAUUAUGUCAGGCCUCAUCAGAUUUAUAAUAUGGGAUCUUAAAUUACAAGAAAGUUUAGUGUUAACUGUAGCAUACUGUUUUUCUAAAGAACUAUAGGUAAUGUACACACAAUCUGUCUCUGUAUAUAAAUAUGUCAUUGAUUUCAGUAGAAAAUCCUUUUGAAGCUGAUGCACGGUGUUGAGGCUCUUUACGGUGUGAUGUCUAAUGGCGCGGUGGGCGUUGGUGACGUGAGGCAGCCUGGGAGAAGCAGCAUCUAAUGCCUUCCGUCUGUGCCUUACAGGUUAAUAAACUCACCCUGUUUUCU
Messenger RNA from Pteronotus mesoamericanus, 2839 nucleotides. RefSeq names its product cytidine/uridine monophosphate kinase 2 (gene CMPK2). The record is from RefSeq and is a predicted model, not a curated record. The transcript is spliced from 5 exons. Gene Ontology annotation, cellular component: cytoplasm; mitochondrion. NCBI's taxonomy places the organism in Eukaryota, Metazoa, Chordata, Mammalia, Chiroptera, Mormoopidae. Gene Ontology annotation, biological process: dUDP biosynthetic process; dTTP biosynthetic process; dTDP biosynthetic process. The coding region runs from base 5 to 1345 and encodes 446 amino acids. Gene Ontology annotation, molecular function: dTMP kinase activity; nucleoside diphosphate kinase activity.